AUGAGCCGCCACAUCGGGGGAGCUGUCAACUACGUUGCUGUUUCUGAAGCUCAUGAGGUUUCUCCGUCAGUGCUGGCAGCCGGGCUGGCCGCCGACAACAUCAUCAGCGCACUCUACUUCACAAGCAUCUUCGCAAUAGCUGCGAGGAUCCCCGCGGAAGACCAUUCAGUCGGAGACGAUGCUGCUGGGGGUGACAGUGUCAAGCAGAAGCAGCAGCACCACCACCACCAGUUACCACUACCACCCGUUGUGCACAGUGCCGUGCCCAUGGCGGCGGCAUUCGCCAUAUGCAGGGCAGGCAAGCUGGCGACGACCGUGCUUGGCGUUCCGGGGGGAAGCCUUCCCUGCAUAACAGCAAUCGUGGUGGCUUUGGUAACACUGUUGCCCUCUCACCUUGGCGACCUGGCGCCGUCGGCGGAGCCCAUGGCCGUCAUUCUGAUGCAGGUGUUCUUCGCUGUUGUGGGAGCCAAUGGAAGCAUCGGCAAUGUCAUCAACACCAGCCCUAGCAUCUUUGCGUUCGCCUCGGUGCAGAUCGCGGUGCACCUCCUGGUCACCCUUGGCAUCGGGAACCUGCUCGGCCUCCACACCAUGCUGCUGCUCAUAGCGUCCAAUGCCAACGUGGGCGGCCCCACCACGGUCUGCGGCAUGGCCACCGCCAAGGGAUGGACCUCUCUGGUGGUUCCAGGAAUCCUUGCGGGCAUCUUUGGGAUCGCCAUCGCCACCUUCAUGGGGAUCGCUUUCGGUCUGCUUGUCCUCAAACACAUGGCAUGA
This is a messenger RNA of Miscanthus lutarioriparius, 771 nucleotides long. NCBI's taxonomy places the organism in Eukaryota, Viridiplantae, Streptophyta, Magnoliopsida, Poales, Poaceae. The record is from the annotation of a GenBank genome assembly.